This is a messenger RNA of Hemicordylus capensis (graceful crag lizard), 1946 nucleotides long. It is a transcript of the gene HDHD3, whose product is annotated as haloacid dehalogenase like hydrolase domain containing 3. The record is from RefSeq and is a predicted model, not a curated record. The transcript has 2 exons. The coding region runs from base 83 to 859 and encodes 258 amino acids. Lineage: Eukaryota; Metazoa; Chordata; Lepidosauria; Squamata; Cordylidae.
CAAUCAUCUGUGGGUCUUUCUGCGUGCAAAGCACGUGCACUACCGCCGAGCUGUGGGUCCCUCCCCGCUCUCUCUUCCUUAGAUGCAUCCGCUGCUAUGCAAAGGCCAACAUCGGCAUACAGCAUCUGCCGGCGAAAUGCUGAAGCUUCGGCUUUUGACGUGGGACGUGAAGGACACCCUUCUCCGGCUCCGGUCCCCGGUGGGCGAGAGCUACUCCGCCGAGGCCCAGGCCUUUGGGCUGCGGGUGGAGGCCGGGGCGCUCAGCCAGUCCUUCCGCCGGGCCUACGAGGCCCACAGCAAGCGCUUCCCCAACUACGGCCUAGACAAGGGCCUCAGCUCCAGGCAGUGGUGGCUGGAUGUUGUCACGGAGACCUUCCGGCUCUCCGGAGUCCAUGAAGAGAGGGUCCUCCUGCCCAUGGCGGAGAAACUGUACCAGGAUUACACCCAGACACGCAACUGGGAAUUACUGCCCGGCGCCAGGGAGACCCUCGGGCAGUGCCAAGGGAAGGGCAUCCGCAUGGCCGUGGUCUCCAACUUUGACCGGCGGCUGCAGGAGAUCCUGGUCCGGAACGGCCUCCAUCAGCACUUCGAGUUUACCUUGUCCUCGGAGGAUGCGGGAUGCGCAAAGCCGGACAGGAGGAUUUUCCUGGAAGCCCUCCGUAUUGCAGGGGUGGCCCCGCAACUGGCCGCCCACGUGGGGGACCACUACGAGAAUGAUUAUAAGGCGGCGAGGGAGGUGGGGAUGCACAGCUUCCUGCUUAGGACGGCCGCAGAACCCGCCGAGUGGGAGAUGGAGGUGCCGAAAGACCACAUCCUGCCCUCGCUCUCGUGCCUGCCGUCUCUGAUCGAAAAAGGCUAAGGGCCGGGGGUGGUGUCUGUAAACGCUCUGGUGGUGGAGCCCUUCCUGGACUAGACUACUUAAGGUGGUGGUGGGACUGCAUUUUUGAACCGUUUCCUGUGUUUAAAAAAAAAAAAACCCUCCCUGCAUGUAAAAAGUUAGCAUAUCACAGAAACCAAACUAGCCCUUUCCCUGCUGUGCUACCUUUCUACACGCCGAGUUUCUCUGUUUGGCUAUUUAAGGCAAAGGAGGCAUUAAAAAAUGCAACCUCCUUCCCCAUUAUUAUUAUUAUUAACAUUUACACCCCGUCCCUCCAGUACAAUACUGCUUGGGGCGGCUCACAACAGUAAAUUGUAACAACAAUGGUAACCAUUUAAGUAAUGCAUUUAAGAGUCCUGGGGAGGAGUCUACCACAAGAUUUUGCAGGGGGGUAUUGAUCAGCUCCAAGUCUGUUGCUGGACUGGCCUAUGGAAGGGAGGGGAGAUCUUAUGCCUGGAAAAGUGGGCCCAACAUCCAUGCUUCCCACAGGGGCUAACUAUGGUUAAGUCUGGUGUUUUAGUUGUAUAUUUGUACACUUCAUGAUACAGCAAAGUGGUUAUUAGAAGGAGCAGCACAGUAACAGAACAAGGUUCAGUAUUUCUGGGGCCGGCCUUUUUUCAUUCCCCUACUACUAGUCAUUCAGAUUAAACGUGGUAGGACUAGAACCCAGGUUUUCUGUCAACUGGGACACAGUGGGAUUUGCAGGGGUGAGGAGAGGCAAAAGACUGGUCAGCUAGGUAGUCAACGAAGCAAUAACCUGUUUAGGGCCAAGAGAUCCGAAAGAACAGCCUGCUGGGUUACGGAGUCAUACAAUCAUAGUCCUGAUUCACAAGGACAGGGAGGUGGUGUGGAAAUAACAGAGGACCAGACAUUUCUAGUCUAGAUGAGUGUUUAACUCUCCAGAUGGUACAUGCGAGCACACAGACACACACAGAGAGAGCAGGAAGAGGCUAGGAGUGACCUGGGCUGGAACUGCACGUCUUUAUUGAUCUCAGGGCUCCCAGCCACACAUGUGGGCCUAUUCUGGAUGAUGCAUACUCUUGUAGAAUAAACCCAGAGCUGUAAAUUG